AUGGGGAAACGCAUCAUCGUCACCGGCGGCUCAGGCAAAGCCGGCCAACACAUAAUCACAUACCUCCUUGACCAAGGCCACGACAUCCUCAAUCUAGACCUAGUCCCCCUCCCAGCACACUUGGCCGAUCGCGUCCACACAAUGCGCGUCGACCUAACGGACGCAGGCCAAACAUACAGCGCCUUCGGCUCCCACUUCCACCUAACAGAGCCCUUCCGUGAACCACUGGGCCUAGUCCCCGACGCAGUAAUCCACCUAGCAUCCUACGCCCGCAACAUGCUGGUACCCGACACCGAGACCUUCCGCUGCAACGCCACAGCCCAAUACAACGUGAUCGAAGCGGCCUCCCGCCUAAACUUCAAGAAGAUCAUCCUGGCAAGCUCGGUCUCCGUGUACGGAAUCGCCUACGGCGAGGGCGAUCUCGAGUACCCGUCUUUCCCUGUUGACGAGGAGGUCGACGCAAACCCGAUGGAUACGUAUGCGAUUUCUAAGAUGUGCGGGGAGCGCAUCGCGCGCGGGUUUGCGCGGAGGUAUGGGUCUGAUAUUUAUGUUUUGCGGAUUGGGAGGAUCGUUGCGCCUGAGGAGUAUAAGGAGGAGAUGUUUGAUUCUUAUGUGCGGAAGCCGGAGGAGUGGGCGGUGCAUGGGUGGUCGUAUACUGAUACGAGGGAUUUGGGGCAGAUUUGUGAUUUGGCGGUUGAGAAGGCUGGGCUUGGGUUUCAGGUUUUUAAUGCUGUUAAUGAUGAAAUUACGAAUUAUGAGGCUUCGUCGAUGGAGUUUUUGAAGCGCGUUGCGCCGAAUACGCCGUUUACGAGGGAUAUGGGGUUGAGGGAGGCUCCUAUAUCUAACUUGAAGAUUAGGGAAUUGUUGGGCUUCCGACAGAAGCAUCCUUGGCAAGUAUAUUAUGAGAUGUGA
Messenger RNA from Penicillium verhagenii, 912 nucleotides. RefSeq names its product NAD-dependent epimerase/dehydratase family protein. NCBI's taxonomy places the organism in Eukaryota, Fungi, Ascomycota, Eurotiomycetes, Eurotiales, Aspergillaceae. Bases 1 to 912 code for a protein of 303 amino acids. The transcript has a single exon. The record is from RefSeq and is a predicted model, not a curated record.